AUGAACGGCUACACGACCGGACAAGGUCGAAGAAUACACAACUCCCGAGGCAAGCGACUACCAGACGCCAACGCUGGUGCAGACAACUUCCCGGCAGGAGCGUACAUCGUAUACAAGUCGGCCAUAUUGCCGAUCAGGCCCAAGUCCAUUGGCGCCGACCCAUCUCCCGCCUAUGAUAACUCCUCCGACUCUGUCGAUCCCAUUAUAGAGGAACAGACCGGACCCGAACUUGUGUCCCGCUUGCGUACGGCUGAACUAUUCGAAGGUGGAGGUGGAGGCGGAGGUGAAGAUAGACGGCUAGGGGAUAGUGUGGAGGUGCCUCCGGAACACUGCGGCCUUGGACGAAGAAGCUGGACACAUCUCCACCAAGCCUCGAAGGAAGAAAGCGGCAAAGGCAGAGAGUCUAGGUCUUCCGCUUGUGCAAAAGGAACAUUGCCCCGGAAGGUCUAG
Messenger RNA from Zymoseptoria tritici IPO323, 450 nucleotides. RefSeq lists its product as uncharacterized. Bases 1 to 450 code for a protein of 149 amino acids. The record is from RefSeq and is a predicted model, not a curated record. The transcript has a single exon. Lineage: Eukaryota; Fungi; Ascomycota; Dothideomycetes; Mycosphaerellales; Mycosphaerellaceae.